Molecule: messenger RNA, 633 nt
Organism: Diceros bicornis minor
Lineage: Eukaryota; Metazoa; Chordata; Mammalia; Perissodactyla; Rhinocerotidae
Gene: CCDC195
Product: coiled-coil domain containing 195
Exons: 3
Coding region: 1-633 (210 amino acids)
Source: RefSeq, a predicted model, not a curated record
AUGGAAGCCAAUAUCCAGCUCAUGAGAGUUAUCCAGGAAAUGCGGGCAGAAAUCAACAAGCUGGAGAAAGAGAAUCAAACCCUCCGGAUGAAGCUGACUUCAAGAAGUCAGAGAACCCCAGGCUCAGGGGGACAAUCGGGAGAUGAAAGGGAGGAGGAAGUCACAGACCUUGAUGACCUCGGAAAAGUGCCUGGACAAUCUCCAUCAGUCCUCCAUGGUGUUUCCACUGAUUCAGCACCAGCUGUGCGGGAACAGCAAGGCAACGUCAUGAUUGUUAGACGCUAUUCCAUUUCCUCACCAGUUCAUUCAUUUGCUGCAAAUGAUCCCUGGAAAACUGGGAAAAGAAACCCAAAUAGUGGAAUUCUAGAAGCUCAGGGAACAGUUAAAUCACUGGCCUGUUCUUCAAUUAAGAAGCAAGACAAUGAGGGGAAGAUGUUUGCAGCGGAUUCUUUUACCAGCAAUAAUAGUUCCAGCCAAAGAGCUUUUCCCGAGGAUGCAUUUGGCUGCAGGGACAAGAUAAAGACAGUCAGUUUCCUGCUGCCCAUGGACAUGUCUUCAUUUUCCAAAAAUUCAAGCUCUUUGAAAUACUCAUCAAAUCAGACCACAAAUCAGCUAAGUACCAUUGCAGAAUAG